This is a messenger RNA of Ruditapes philippinarum (Manila clam), 2750 nucleotides long. RefSeq lists its product as uncharacterized. The record is from RefSeq and is a predicted model, not a curated record. Bases 84 to 2045 code for a protein of 653 amino acids. The transcript is spliced from 16 exons. Lineage: Eukaryota; Metazoa; Mollusca; Bivalvia; Venerida; Veneridae.
UUGGCCUUAAUUUUGAUGAUUAAAAAGAAUUAGUACGUAUAACUUUAUGUAAGGCGUUCCUCGCAAAGGUUUAACGUUUUAAGAUGGCGGACAAAUAUUUGGUAUUUGUUGUGGCACUAUGUUUUGGGCAUAUACAUGGACAGAUGGACACGUCCGUCUGUACGGGAGAAACCCCUGGCGCAAAUGACCCACCCGGACCCCCGUCACUUCCGGACGCGUUCGAGGUUCAUGUAGAGGUUAACAUUUUCAACCGGAACUACACGGAAGACUUCCAUGUGUGGUACAACAAGACAAUGAACCAAGUUGUUACACAUACAACGAACGCGGGUAACAGGUUUGAGCAGCUGUACAGAUUCGACACCAAUGAAUACUACUACGUUAAUCGCGACACUGGUAUUUGUACAGUGACCCCUAUCAACUCGGCCAGACGGGCUUUCCUCUUUGCCAUGACAAACGCUGGGGUAUCCACGAUAAGGACUCCAAAUCAGUUCCUACGUUUCAACAUGACCGGUGUACGUGAAAAAUGGAUCAAUCAAACGGUGGUGCGAGGUAUCAAAUGCAAUAUGUGGCGGUCAUGCUAUUAUAACGCUAAGAGGAAUUCCACAAUGGCAGUCGAUUGGUAUUUUAGCGUUCCUGGCUGGAUGAAUGCAAAGUUGUCGGAUCAAAUUCCGGUUCGAGCUCAUGUUUUUGGGAAUGCCGUUAUGAAAAAUGGACAAAAGCGCAAAUUCGACCACAUGUACGAAUUUUCUUAUCUUGACCUACAACCACAAGGUGUUCAUCUGUACGAUCUACAGACACCAACCGGUGUGUAUUGUCCCCGUGCAAAGAAUACCAAAGCAUUGCCUGUCCCAUCGUCUGCCUUCCAUUUUACAUCCGAAAUCAUAUACGGCCAGUCUAUUUCGAGAAUAAAGGAAUAUUUCGACUUCGAUCUUAACCUUGUUCGAUACGACUACGACCCAAUUGGAUCCGAAAAGAAAUUUGGUUCCCUACCCCUGACGCAAGUUCAUGAUUUUAGUACAGGCGUGGCCUACGUCAUUGACCAAUUGCGUGGCAACUGUACAGCGACACCUAUCAGCGGCACCGGAUUUGACGUCAGAAAAAACGCAAAUGACCCUUCACAUGUGAGAAUUCGAACUUCGAAGGAGUUUUUCUAUUUUGACAAGGCCUCAUACAUGUACGAAGGAAGGAGAGUUGUACGGGGUAUAAACAGUGACGUAUGGAUCAGCCAAAGAAAUGAUUGGCCGGUACCUGGCUCUUCAAACUCGACAUGGGAGUGGUAUUUUGCUACGCCUAACUAUACAGAGAUGUUGUUACAGAAACCGUCGUUUGGAAUUCCAGUUAGAAUGGUGUUGGACGCAGGCUUAGGUCAGCACUAUAUAUAUAAUAUUUACGAUUAUGACGAAAGACGUCCUUCAAUCUGGUCGUACGAUAUCAGUAACUGUUUCAACUACACUGAGCGGAAAGAUUUCUCUUUCAAAUUACCAGGAAACUUCAGGAAGUUGGUGAGUGGUGACAUGGAGAUAUUCCGGUACGGCGUACUCAAAGCAAUUAUUGCCGCUGGUUCUGUCAACAAAUUACAGCUCUCAUCUCUCCGCAUUUACAAUAUUAAGAUUGAUUUUGCCGACAACAAUGAUAUUAUCGUGCAAUUUACUCUAUUGGACAAAGCCCCUCAAAUUGGUGACGUCAGUAAUCCCAAACAGGAGAACAGCCUCCCUGUGGUUGCCAAGGCCAUUUCCGGUGCUAUAAAUAGCGGUCAACUUAUUGUUAGCUUGCAGCUUCCUUCAGCAACGGCUAACAUGGUAGCCAAAAAAUAUUCACUGACUCCUGGCCGGAUUGUGAAAGAUGCAUACUAUAAGCAAACAAAACAGGGCAGCACCACAACAACCGGUGUUUCAGGUGGAGUAAUGGCGGGAAUGGGCGUGGCUUUGUUAGUAGUUUUCUUCAUCGUAGGCGUGGCCGCAACAUACUUCUACUAUAGAAAACAAGGCGGGGCUUUUGGACCAAAAAGUUUCGCACCGGAGGAUAUUACAAGUAGUGACGCAUAAUCAUCUUAACAACGUUACAACGUCAUUGUGAGACGUCAUUUACAAUGCCGUUAGUGUGUUUCGUCAUAAAGAAAUGAAUGAAGUUUUGAUUUUUACAUGUUUAAGUAACGUAACUUAGAAAAGUGCGUUGCAUUUUAAAUGUUUAGCCGGUGAUAAAAGGGUACGAAGCUGUGAUUACUAUUAUAUAUAUGUGGUCAAAAACAAAACUGUUUGUCUGCAUACCAAAGAAAGCGAAUUUGAAAGAAUGGUGUUGUCUAAUUUUGAAGAAACUGAGUAUGCCUCUGUGCAGAUUCAUCGUUCAAGUCGCUGUUAUGGAACUUGCAGUUCAAUGACCCUCUAUAUGACGCUAGACUCUUUAAAAGAGCAGUAUGUAUAUUAUUUCUCUCCAAAGUUUAGAUUUUACAAUUUAUUCUGCCUUCUGGUGUGGCACCUUAGAGGAACAACCAAAAUCUUCCAAGCCGGGAGGCUCUGCAGGGGUUCUUUUGUAAUGCAUACAUGUAUUUUAUCAGGAAAUGUUUUAUUCUAAUAAACUUAUUUAUACAUAUGCGUUAAAUAACAAUGACAUUCUUUCUUAAAGGUUCUUUUUGCUUAAUGACUAUAAUUGUAUGAAAAUAGGAUUAUACCGUUUCUUCGAUUUUCUUCCCGUACAUUUUACAGCUUUAUACACUUCAGUUUUUAAAAAUGACAUUCUUUCUUAAAGGUUCU